CCGUACUGUCCUGGCGGAUUUUUGUAAGCCGCCAAGAAUAAAAUUCUUCUUAAUACACGAAUGUCGGUCUUUCGGGCAGCGCAAAUCGAGAGAUUGAGCUGCACUGCUCCCAAUGUGAGUGAAAUCGCCAUACAAGCCGAUUGUGACGUUGAUGAUAAUGAACCGCAGAAAGAUGAACAUGAUGUGUUAGACUUUAGCAGUCCAUUUCUAUUCAGUGAUGCUGUUCUAAUUGUUCAAGGUAGAAAUCUUCAUUGUCAUCGUGCUAUUCUAUCCAUCUAUUCACCAGUAUUCAAAGCUAUGUUUCAAAAUCGAUGCAUUGAAAAUCAAAAAAAUGAAGUUGUUAUUCCAGUUGACGAGUUUGAUGACAUAAGGGAAAUGUUGCGUCACAUGUACACACCUGGUGGUUGUGAUAUGACACCCGAAACAGCUGAAAAGUUGCUACCUAUUUUACAUCGAUACCAAAUCGAUUCUAUGGUUAGCUUGGCUGAGAGGACACUUACAUUUCGGCUCAAUGAUGUAACUGCACCAUUGUUUCUUCGAAUAGCUGAUUUAUAUGGUCUGAGUAGAUUACGACAAGCAGCUUUGGAUUCUUGUGCUCGUUUAGAUUAUGGUCGGAUGGUUAAAGCAUUUGAAGAAAUAAAUCUGUCAAUGGAACUUAAAAAUGAAGUACUUGAAAGAAGAAUAAAAGUUUUGGAAAAAUGUCUUGUAGAUAUUCAACAGAGUUUUACUCAUUCGUGUUCACGUAUGGAAAGUCGUGCUGAACGUGUUCCUUCCAAUCACUGUUCAUUACAUUGCCGUCCGUUUUCAACAAUCACUUUUAGUCCCGUUGUAAACAAUGCAACAGGACCGUCAACCAAUAAUAAUGCAGACCAGCAUUUACAGAAUAAUAAUGCCAAUGAUACUGUGCAUAAUGACGUGGCUGCAAGCAUAAUGCCAUUUUCAGUUGCUAGAAAUAUGGAAAUGCGUACAGGUGGGGAUAAUGGUAAUAAUGAUACCACACAAAGAGAAGCAGAUACAAAUUUAUCUAAUACAACAACUACUACAACCACUGCAGUAAUACCACCAAUUUCUAAUACUCCAUUAAUAACAGCUGUUUGUGAACAAUGUGUAGAACAAUUCAAAACUCAUAUACAGGAAUUGUGUAAAAGAGGAUUGCAUAAAAUACCGAUUAUCACUUGCAGAAAUCCUUGAUUUCAUUUGUGCCAUUAUUGUUUUCACAAAAUCUCUUUUUCUUAGAAACUAUAGAAUCAAAACAUUUUCACCCCAAGAUACGCAGUCCAGUAAAACAAGUUCAGUAACAUAUCAUGACAUACGUAACAUAUCUAUUCAUAGACUAAAGAAGAACAUCUGUUUAUUUCAAAGAUAAUUUCAUUUCAUUUCUGUCAUUUUAAACCAUAUAUAUUAUGUAUAUCAUCUCAAUAAACUUAAAUUCUGUAGUGUGACAACAAAAUAGUAGUUUGGGUGAAGUUUCGUUUACUUUGGUAGUCUAUAUUUCUCUAUGUCCUAAGCGCUACUUUAGAAUACAUCUUCAAACUCAA
Molecule: messenger RNA, 1538 nt
Organism: Schistosoma intercalatum
Lineage: Eukaryota; Metazoa; Platyhelminthes; Trematoda; Strigeidida; Schistosomatidae
Source: the annotation of a GenBank genome assembly